Molecule: messenger RNA, 3158 nt
Organism: Drosophila elegans
Lineage: Eukaryota; Metazoa; Arthropoda; Insecta; Diptera; Drosophilidae
Gene: dor
Product: vacuolar protein sorting-associated protein 18 homolog
Exons: 5
Coding region: 85-3075 (996 amino acids)
Biological process (GO): lysosome organization; endosome organization; intracellular protein transport
Cellular component (GO): endosome; HOPS complex
Molecular function (GO): protein-macromolecule adaptor activity
Source: RefSeq, a predicted model, not a curated record
UCGAUAUUCCGAGUGCCAUCACUUCUGCUGUGUGGGCGUAAUAUUAUUUUGGGUAUAGGGAAGAAGUAAACAUUGUGCAAAAGAAUGGCCCAGGCAAUGCCCAACCAGCCCAAGUUCCUGCCCCGCAUCGAGCGGAACGCCUCGGUCGCUGGCAAGAACUACGUGGCGACCGCCUCCGGCAAUCCUUUCGAGACAGACGAAGAGGAGAUCUUCAGCAGGCACAAGAUGGUGCUGCGUGUGCCCAGCAACUGCACCGGCGACCUGAUCCACCUGGUCGUCUCGCGGAACUGGCUCGUCUGUCUGCUAGGCACAGCGGAGCGGACCACUCUUCUGCGCUUCUUCCUGCCGCGCGCGAUUCCGCCAGGCGAGGUAACCCUAGAGAAGUACCUCUCGGGGUCCGGCUACAAGAUAACUAGGGUUUUCCUUGACCCCACCGGCCACCAUCUCAUCAUCGCGCUGGUCCCAAAGUCCGCUUCGGCCGGCGUUUCGCCGGACUUCCUGUACAUCCACUGCCUUGAGUCGCCACAAGCGCAGCAGCUGAAGGUGAGGCGUAUCGAGAAGUUCAAGGAUCAUGAGAUCACGGCCGUGGCAUUCAAUCCCUACCAUGGCAACGAGUCGACCACUGGCCCCAUCCUGCUCGGCACCAGUCGCGGCCUAAUCUUCGAGACGGAGCUAAGUGCCGCCGCCGAUGGCCACGUCCAACGCAAGCAGCUCUAUGACCUGGGCCUGGGUCGUUCGAAAUACCCCAUUACAGGCCUCAAGUUGCUGCGGGUGCCGAACAGCAGCCGCUACAUAAUCUUGGUCACCAGUCCAGAGUGCAUCUACACAUUCCAGGAGACGCUGAAGGCCGAGGAGCGCUCCCUGCAGCCCAUAUUCGCAGGCUACGUGAGCGGUGUGCAGGAGCCGCACUCCGAGGAGCGGAAGACUGAUCUGACCUACUCGCAGCUGCGCUUAUUUGCGCCGCCCAACAGCAAGUAUCCAAAGCAGUGGGCGUGGCUUUGUGGAGAGGGCAUCCGUGUGGGCGAGUUCUCAAUCGAGGGCAACAGCGCCGCCACCCUGUUAGGGAGCACGCUGAUCAACCUGGAUUUCGACAAGGCCAUGCACCUGUCGUAUGAGGAACGGCGUCUAAACAUUCCCAAGGCGUUCGUGCUGACGGAGUACCACGCCGUGCUGCUGUACGCGGACCACAUACGCGCAAUUUGCCUGCUGAACCAGGAGCAGGUCUACCACGAAUCCUUCGACGAGUCCCGGGUGGGCAAGCCGCUGAACAUCGAAAGGGACGAACUCACUGGCGCCAUAUACGUUUACACCACUAAAACUGUGUUCAACCUCAGGGUUACGCGCGAGGAGCGAAACGUAUGGCGCAUCUACCUAGACAAGGGUCAGUACGAAUUGGCCACGGCGCAUGCAGCUGAAGACCCCGAGCACUUGCAGCUCGUGCUCGGCCAGCGGGCAGACGCCGCCUUCACAGACGGAUCCUACCAGGUGGCGGCUGACUACUACGCGGAGACAGAGAAGUCCUUCGAGGAGGUGUGCUUGAAGUUCAUGGUGCUUCCGGACAAGAGACCCAUCAUCAAUUACGUUAAGAAGCGUCUUAGCCGGCUGACUACCAAGCCAGUAGAUAUGGAGGCUGUGGACCAGGACAAAGCGAACGCCAUCAAGGCUCUGGUAAUCUGGCUCAUCGACCUCUACCUCAUCCAGAUCAACAUGCCCGACCAGAGCGAGGAGUGGCGCAGGGCGUGGCAGACGGAGUACGACGAGUUCAUGAUGGAGGCACCUGUUCUCACCUGCACGCGUCUUAAUCGCAAGGCCGUGCAGCAGCUAAUCGCCGAGCACGCGGAUCCCCACAACAUGGCCCAGUUCGCCAUUGCAAUCGGAGACUAUGAGGAAGUGGUGGGACAGCAGCUUAAGGCUGGGCGUUUUGCCGAGGCACUGCAAACAUUGAACAAUCAGAGGAAUCCAGAACUCUUCUACAAGUACGCGCCCGAACUGAUAGUGAAGCUGCCGAGGCCCACAGUGGACGCCCUAAUUGCCCAGGGCCCUCGACUGGAGGUCGAGAAGCUGGUGUCCACGCUCAUCGUCAUGGAAACUCGAGAGCAGCGGGAGCAGACGCAGCGAUACCUCGAGUUCGCCAUCUACAAGCUCAACACGACGAAUGACGCCAUCCACAACUUCCUUCUGCAUUUGUACGCGGAGCACGAGCCCAAGCUGCUUAUGAAGUACCUCGAGAUCCAGGGCCGUGACGAGAGCCUCGUGCACUACGACAUCCACUACGCCCUGAAGGUGUGCACCGACCUUAACGUGAAGGAAGCCUGCGUGUUUCUGGAGUGCAUGCUGUGCAAAUGGGUCUCCGCGGUGGACCUGGCCCUGAAGUUCGACAUGAAACUAGCCAAGGAGACUGCCUCGAGACCGUCGGACAGCAAGAUGCGCCGCAAGCUCUGGCUUCGUAUUGCAUACCACGACAUAAAGGGAACCAACGACGUUAAAAAGGCGCUGAACCUACUCAAGGAGUGUGACCUUCUGCGCAUCGAGGACCUGCUGCCAUUCUUUUCCGACUUUGAGAAGAUUGACAACUUCAAGGAGGCGAUCUGCGAUGCUUUAAGGGAUUACAAUCAUCGUAUCCAGGAGUUGCAACGCGAAAUGGCUGAGACCCAAGAGCAGUCCGACCGCGUCGGCGCCGAGUUGCAGCAGUUGCGCCAGCACAGCAUCACCAUGAACGCGCAGGACACGUGUGGCAUCUGUGAUAUGAUGCUAUUGUUGAAGCCCUUCUUCGUCUUCAUUUGCGGCCAUAAGUUCCACAGCGACUGCUUGGAGAAGCAAGUCGUUCCGAUGCUUACCAAGGAGCAGGGUCGGCGCCUUACCACUUUGAAGCAGCAGCUGGAGGCGCAGACGCAGCCGCAGCCAAGCACAUUGGGCAAACAGCAGGCGAUGGAGAUACAACGGAAUCGAGCGGCACUAAAGACCGAGAUCGAGGACAUCCUGGCGGCAGACUGCCUGUUCUGCUGCCUCCUAAUCGACACCAUCGACCAGCCGUUCGUCGACGACUGGGAGCAGGUCAAUGUCGAGUGGGAGUAGUUUGCUUUCGCACUCGCUAUUGGACGACCCAAAUGUUUAUGUACAUAUAGAGUAUUUAUUAAUAAACCUACACAGAUCACAAA